Messenger RNA from Coccinella septempunctata (seven-spotted ladybird), 3161 nucleotides. RefSeq lists its product as uncharacterized. Gene Ontology annotation, molecular function: zinc ion binding; nucleic acid binding; aspartic-type endopeptidase activity. The transcript is spliced from 4 exons. Bases 105 to 3161 code for a protein of 1018 amino acids. NCBI's taxonomy places the organism in Eukaryota, Metazoa, Arthropoda, Insecta, Coleoptera, Coccinellidae. The record is from RefSeq and is a predicted model, not a curated record. Gene Ontology annotation, biological process: proteolysis.
AAUGGCAAACCGCUAACUAUGCUUCGCCACCGAUCCAAAAGAGUCUCAUCAACGAACCGCAUCUUACCUUCCGAAAUUCCCCACCGAACGUCAAACCGAUCGGAAUGCACCUGAACACUCCGAACCACACCGAACCGUCUGAAAAACCGAAAGUAGCUCAGAGCUCUGCAAUACCCCAGCGACAGGAUGAACCGAAAAAGUCGAACCGACCGUCAACCGAACCCCAGUGCUGGAGAUGUGGUGGCAAGGGUCAUCUCCGAGCACAAUGCACCUCGAAACCGCUGCUGUUCUGCUCUCGAUGUGGAGACAAGGAGUUCCCAGCACUGUUGGACACCGGAGCCACCAGGUCCUUUAUCAGCAGUGAAGUGGCCGCCUACUGCAGGGUAGUGGGUAUACAACCGGAUUAUGUUAGGGACGUUACCACCACCGUCGCUAACGGAAGUUCAAUACCGAUUAAAGAAAUAUAUACCGCACCGGUCCGAAUUGGGUCUGAAAUUAUGGAAGCUAAAUUGUUGUUAGUUUCAGAUUUACCGAUCAAUGUAGUACUGGGAAUGGAUAUACUGAGGACACACAACUUUUCCAUUAAUCUCCAAACCGCCGAAUGUUUCCUGAAUGGAAGGUCCAUCCAAGCCCGGCUCAGCGAGCCAGAGAACCGAGGACAACUACAUGCGAUAGGACCGCUUUUGUCGAACCUGAGUGGAGAAGAGAAAGUCAGGCUGGAGGAGUUUCUACAGACCGAAUUGAAGGCAUUCGAGAAGCUCCGAGGAACAACUCCACUGAUACAACACCGAAUUAAACUCAAACCAGGCACCGAACCGAUCAAGCAACGUUACCGUCCCCAAAAUCCGAAGAUGCAGGAGAUAAUAGACAAUGAGGUCGACCGAAUGCUGGCCGAAGGCAUUAUAGAACCGUCUUCAUCCCCGUGGAGUUCACCGAUAGUAAUUGUCAAGAAAAAGGAUGGUAAACCCCGAUUUUGUAUAGAUUUCCGAAUGGUUAACAAUGUCUCCGUUAAAGAUGCCUAUCCGUUGCCUUAUAUUUCAGGAAUUUUAGACAAGUUGAGAAAAGCCAAGUAUAUAUCCACUAUUGAUUUGAAACAGGGUUAUUGGCAGGUACCGUUAGCCCCCGAGAGUCGACCGAUCACCGCAUUUACCGUCCCUGGCCGUGGGCUGUUCCAGUUCAAAGUAAUGGCUUUUGGUCUGCAUUCCGCACCGGCAUCCUUUCAACGUCUUUUAGACCGAGUUAUUGGCCCUGAGAUGGAACCGGAUGCAUUUGCGUACUUGGAUGACAUAGUAGUUCUUGGAGAAACAUUGGACGAACAUCUUGACAACUUAAGGAAAGUUUUCCACCGCCUCAGGGAGGCCAACCUGCAAUUAAAUCCGGAAAAAUUAACCGAGGACGGCAUUUGUACCGAUCCUGAUAAGAUUUCAGCCAUAAAUGAGAUGCCUGCACCGAAAUCCGUACGAGAGUUGAGAAGUUUCCUUGGUGUUGCUUCAUGGUACCGAAGAUUCAUCGAAGACUUCUCCAAAGUUGUGACUCCGUUGACCGCAUUACUCAAGAAGAAGCAAACCUGGAAAUGGGGGACCGCCCAACAGACCGCUUUUGAGACCCUGAAACAGAAAUUGACCCACUCACCGGUAUUGGCCUGUCCGGACUUUUCAAAACCGUUCGUCCUUCAAACCGAUGCAUCCGAUGCAGGACUGGGAGCUGCCCUGACACAGACCGUUGAUGGACAGGAAAAAGUAAUCGCUUAUGCUAGCAGGACCUUGUCAGGUCCAGAGAAAAAUUACUCUGUUACAGAAAAGGAAUGUCUGGCAAUAGUUUGGAGCAUUGACAAGCUGCGUCCGUAUCUAGAAGGCUACCGUUUUACCGUUAUAACCGACCACAUGAGCUUGCGAUGGCUGCAAUCUAUCAAGUCUCCCACCGGAAGAAUUGCGAGAUGGAGCAUAUUUCUACAGCAAUACGACUUCGAGAUAAAGAACCAAUACGGAUAUAGAAGAGGGUCAAGUACAUGUGAUGCUGUAAUGCGGUUUGUUGAGUACACGCUGGAUUGUUUUGAGAGGGGUUCGCUUUCACUAUCAAUAUUUUUAGACCUGAGCCGAGCUUUCGACUGCGUACCGCCGCAGGCUCUUGUUGACAAGCUUUCGAAAUACGGUUUUGACGAGGUUGGUCUCGGACUCAUUCGGUCCUAUUUCUUCAACAGAACACAGAGGGUUUUCUGCAACAAUACUUGGUCCACAGAGGGUCAAUUAAGUCUUGGGGUGCCACAGGGUUCUAUAUUAGGACCCCUACUAUUCAUAAUCUUUAUGAACGAUUUUUCUUUUUUCAUGGCUGCCUACGAACAUCUCUUAUGGGCGGAUGACUCGGGAAUAACUGUGGAGCAUAAGGAGAUGCGAGGAGCUGAGCAGCUGGCGUGUGCAGCAGAAUUAAGGGCUAAGGAGUGGUUCGCACUGAACAAGCUUGUUUGUAAUGAAGAGAAGACUGACACCAUGUUGUUCAACUUAAGAGGACUUAAAGAUCAUAAUGCCAAUGAGUCGAUAAAGUUUCUGGGAGUUCAUCUGGACUCUGGUCUCACAUGGAUUCCUCAUGGCAAUGAAACAGCGUCAAAGGUGACCAAGAAUAUCUUUCUACUACGUAACUUAGCUAACAUUGUAUCCAAGAAGGUUGUUAAGGUUGCCUAUCACAGCCUCAUCGAAUCACACCUGCGAUAUUGUGUACUCAUCUGGGGUAACUGUUCCAGUAGGGAGAAAAUUUUCAGACUGCAGAGAAGAGCGGUUAGAAUAGUGGCUGGUCUGGGAUAUAGGGAUGAUUGCUUGAGCGCUUUCAAAGAACUAAAGAUUCUCACUUUUCCAUCUAUAUACAUUCAUGAAUGCCUUGUCUAUGCAUAUAAUAAUAUCAGGGACCUCCCCAAAUAUGGGGACACCCAUGAUUAUCACACACGAUACAGAAAUGAUAUAAAAUCCAAGUAUAUGCGACUUGAAAAAUCGAAGAAUGGUCCCAAUUUCAUCUCUCAUAAACUUUUCAGUAAGUUACCUGUGGAGGUUAAGAGGCUCACUCCUAAAGAAUUCAACAAAAGAAUCAAUGAAAUAUUGACGACAAAUGCAUUUUGGAGUGUGCAGGAGUUCUUGUCCAGUGACCUGACAUCUUUUGAAAUAAAUUAUUGA